Messenger RNA from Styela clava, 356 nucleotides. Lineage: Eukaryota; Metazoa; Chordata; Ascidiacea; Stolidobranchia; Styelidae. The record is from RefSeq and is a predicted model, not a curated record.
UUUAUAAUUGCAGUGAGGCCCAAUUUUAUUUGUAGAGUAGUAGUAGAGUAUAACUAUCAGGUUAAUGAACAAUUAUGACAGAUGAAAUUCCAAUAGUUGAUCUAUCAAAAUGCGGACUUCAGGUUGAUGAUGCAGAAAUAUGUGACGAAGCUAUCCGUGAUGUGGGGAAGAUCUUAUACCGCGCAUUUACGACAUCUGGAUUUGUCUACUUGUCAAAUCAUGGACUACCAAGUGAAUCGGUUGAUGGAGUGAACGAAGUGGCAGAGCAAUUUUACUCACUGCCUUUAGAAGAAAAAAGAAAAUUUUACUUCAACAAGGCUGAAUUUGGAUAUGAUCCAAUCGGAAGCACAAAGUAA